Messenger RNA from Salvia miltiorrhiza (redroot sage), 1346 nucleotides. Its product is annotated as light-induced protein, chloroplastic-like. The record is from RefSeq and is a predicted model, not a curated record. The transcript is spliced from 3 exons. NCBI's taxonomy places the organism in Eukaryota, Viridiplantae, Streptophyta, Magnoliopsida, Lamiales, Lamiaceae. The coding region runs from base 221 to 1168 and encodes 315 amino acids.
CUUCACCUCACAAAUGCAUUACAUGAUAUACUAUAAACUAAUUAGCAGAUGUCUAAAAGACUAAAAUAACCCAUCAAUACAGACAAACCCAUCAAACACAGCAAGGGCAUUCUCGUCAAAAUUUGCCGUAUAAAUUUCGUCUUAGAAAAACUGAUCAUCACUCUGUUUUCCUCUGUUUAAGCUCACGUUUCUCCAAUCAAAAAGAAAAACACCAUAAGUCAUGAUAUCUUCUGUCGCUUCAGCCUCCGCAAAAAUGGCGUCAACCGCUUCUGUCAAUCAGUUCCCCUGUAAGUUCCCGCAGAGCUCGAAAUUGAUCUCCAACAACGCGUGUUCUCCGGUCAAUCGGAUCAAUUUCCCCGCCCUGUCGACGAAGCCGAAGGUGAAUUUUGGCGUGAGGGCGGCGGUGAGCGACGACGAGUGGGGCGCCGAUCCAGAAUCACCGGCGGUGGCGGUUAUGGAGGAGAAGGCGCCGGAAGAAAUCGAUUCGCUGAAGAAGCAAUUGGUGGACAGUUUCUAUGGAACGAAAAGGGGGCUGAGCGCCUCCGCCGAAACAAGGGGGGAGAUCGUGGAGCUCAUCUCCCAGCUGGAGGCGAAGAACCCCACUCCUGCUCCAACCGAGGCUCUCACGCUGCUCAACGGGAAAUGGAUACUUGUGUACACAACGUUUUCGGGUCUGUUUCCUCUGCUGUCGAGGGGUGCUGCUCUGUCGCCGGUGAAAGUCGAAGAGAUAUCUCAGACCAUCGACUCUGUGUCUUUCACCGUGCAGAACUCAGUCCUGUUUGCCGGACCAUUGGCCACAACUUCCAUCACCACCAAUGCGAAAUUCGAAGUCCGCAGCCCCAAACGCGUGCAGAUUAAGUUCGAAGGAGGCGUGAUUGGCACGCCGCAGCUGACGGACUCCAUUGAACUGCCGGAAAACGUGGAGCUUCUAGGGCAGAAGAUCGACCUCUCGCCAUUCAAAGGCCUGCUUACCUCUGUACAGGACACAGCCUCAUCCUUUGCCAAGACCAUUUCUAGCCAACCGCCGUUGAAGUUUUCCAUCCCCGACCGCAACUCUGAGUCGUGGCUGCUCACGACGUACCUCGACAGUGACCUCCGGAUUUCAAGAGGAGAUGGAGGCAGCAUAUUUGUGCUCGUCAAGGAAGGCAGCCCUCUUUUGACUCGUUAGACGCCACUGAUCACUCUCACUUUUGUCACUCUUUUCUUUGGGGCUUGUGAAAUAGCAUGUAAUAAAUAAGUAUGAGACAUCCACAGGAACUUAGAUGAGAUACUAUAUGUAUAUACAUACAUAGUUGGAGUUAUCAAAGUUUAAUACAAUACAAUACAACAGCAUGCUGAUUGGUUUC